Molecule: messenger RNA, 1973 nt
Organism: Erinaceus europaeus (western European hedgehog)
Lineage: Eukaryota; Metazoa; Chordata; Mammalia; Eulipotyphla; Erinaceidae
Gene: HMG20A
Product: high mobility group 20A
Exons: 11
Coding region: 441-1484 (347 amino acids)
Biological process (GO): regulation of gene expression
Cellular component (GO): nucleus
Source: RefSeq, a predicted model, not a curated record
GAACAAAGUAAUCCCUUCAUUUAUCUGAAGGUAUCAGGAAUAAUGUCUCAUUUCUCGCCUCUUCGGAAUCAAUUUAAAUGUUACCCGAGGUAGGAGGAGUCAUCUAGGGGAAGGUGGUCAAGUGGUUAGGUAAAGACGUGGGGAAAAAAACUAAAAAACUAAGCACUGCGGAGGAAUUUCUUGUCAAGCUGUGAGCCUACGGUGUGAGAAGCGUGAAGGCGAUUGAGAGGGGCUCGGGGAAUUGUCCUCUGCGAGAGACUUUCUUUAGGCCCCAGGCUCCUGCUUGCCCCAACCGUCAGCAGGUAAAGAGAGACAGUAGAGAGGGAGAGAGAUACCACAGCAUCCUCAGAGCUUCCCCUAUUGCCAUUGGUGUUCCUGUAGAGGACCAGGACUCAAACCUGAGACUUCGCACAUGCCAAAGCAGGCGCCUCAUCAGAAAGAUGGAAACCUUGAUGACUAGUUCUACCCUGCCUCCCCUUUUUGUCGAUGAGGAUGGCUCCAAGGAGAGUAAUGAUCUGGCUACAUCUGGGUUAACCCACCCGGAGGUUCCUUAUGGUAGUGGAGCCACAUCAUCCACCAACAAUCCAGAAUUUGUAGAGGAUCUUUCCCAAGGGCAGUUGCUUCAGAAUGAGUCUUCAAACACAGCAGAAGCCAAUGAGCAAAGGCAUGAAGAUGAGCAAAGAAGUAAACGUGGAGGUUGGUCCAAAGGAAGAAAGAGGAAGAAACCUCUUCGAGACAGCAAUGCACCCAAGUCCCCCCUUACAGGUUAUGUUCGGUUUAUGAAUGAACGCCGUGAACAACUUCGAGCAAAAAGACCAGAAGUUCCGUUUCCAGAAAUCACAAGGAUGUUAGGCAAUGAAUGGAGUAAAUUACCUCCUGAGGAAAAACAGCGCUACCUUGAUGAAGCAGACAGAGACAAGGAGCGUUACAUGAAAGAACUGGAGCAGUAUCAGAAGACAGAGGCCUACAAGGUCUUUAACAGGAAAACCCAGGACCGUCAGAAAGGCAAAUCUCAUAGACAAGAUGCAGCCAGACAGGCCGCUCAUGAGCAUGAGAAAGAAGCAGAGGUAAAAGAGCGGUCUGUUUUUGACAUUCCUAUAUUUACAGAGGAAUUCCUGAACCACAGCAAAGCUCGGGAGGCAGAGCUCCGCCAGCUUCGCAAAUCCAACAUGGAGUUUGAGGAGAGGAACGCAGCCCUGCAAAAGCAUGUGGAGAGCAUGCGCACCGCGGUGGAGAAGCUGGAGGUGGACGUGAUCCAAGAGCGGAGCCGCAACACAGUCUUGCAGCAGCACCUGGAGACCCUGCGGCAGGUGUUGACCAGCAGCUUUGCCAGCAUGCCCCUACCGGGAAGCGGAGAGACACCCACAGUGGACACCAUUGACUCAUAUAUGAACAGACUGCACAGUAUUAUUUUAGCUAACCCCCAAGACAAUGAAAACUUCAUAGCUACAGUUCGAGAAGUUGUGAACAGGCUUGAUCGUUAGUGAAUGGUCUUAGAGCUCCAAGAUAUUCCAAACGUGGUUGUGCUUGUAAGGAAUGAGAAGCCAUCCUUGGAAAAUUUGAACUGAGUGGAGGUAGAAGGGGAGUACAGAUGACUCUGUGAAAGAGCUAAAUUCUGAGCUAACUGCCUUCACCCCAGGAAGCCAUAUGAAGGAGCAGCAAAAGGAACAUGCACAUGAAUUCCCCCCGGGAGUCACCCAUGUGAAGCUUUGGAAGUGCACAGCCACUGUCCCAGGUCUCCAGGCUCCUGCCACCUCCAUUUCUGUGGACAUGGACUCACAGACAUUCUGCUCACCAGGCGUCUCUUCUGCAGCAGAGAAGAAGCCUUCUUGCUCUGAUCCAGAUUGGAUCCUUUCCUCAGUGAAAUUCCAGUUUUCUUACCUAGUUGUCACUGUUCUUUAAUGCCUCUGGAGGAAAGGGGGCUAGUUUUGAUUUCCCACCACCCACCCUCCCCCACCACACACACACACACA